Messenger RNA from Macaca mulatta (Rhesus monkey), 593 nucleotides. RefSeq names its product H2A.P histone (gene H2AP). The record is from RefSeq and is a predicted model, not a curated record. Lineage: Eukaryota; Metazoa; Chordata; Mammalia; Primates; Cercopithecidae. Gene Ontology annotation, molecular function: protein heterodimerization activity.
UCCCUGACCAAUCAGGGCCUGGAGCAGAGGGAUCCAAUAGGCAGCACCAGCGUCCUCAGAGACUUACUUGAGCUGGAGAAUCAAGCAGAGCUGAUCAGAGCCAAACCCAGCAAAUAUCAUGUCAGAGAAAAAUAACCGUAAGAACUCCUCUGCAAAUAACAACCAGAUUCAAGACCGGUCUAGAAAUGAGCUGCGGGUCCCUAUGAGCUUCGUGGACCGAGUUGUGCAAGAUGAACAAGAUGCCCAAAGCCAGAGUUCCUCCACAAUAAAUAUCCUCCUUACCCUGCUCGAUUGCCUUGCUGACUACAUCAUGGAGCAGGUAGGCUUGGAGGCCAUCAACAAUGGCAGGAUGCGCAACACUUCACAAGAUGGGGAGAGAGAAGGGGACAACCACCAUGAGCCCCACCGCACUGAGAGUGAUGGAACCCGCUUUGUGUUUGAUGAGAUGCCCAAAUCCGGAAAGAAUGACUGAAGACUGGGUCCCAGAGCCUUGAGGGGAUCCUCACAGGCUUAGCCAGGGCAAAAAUGUGUCACAGCUGAGGAAUAUCUGCUGUUGUCAUCAACAAGUGCUACUAAAGGAUGUAAAUCCAUGA